Messenger RNA from Epithele typhae, 2031 nucleotides. RefSeq lists its product as uncharacterized. Lineage: Eukaryota; Fungi; Basidiomycota; Agaricomycetes; Polyporales; Epitheliaceae. Gene Ontology annotation, biological process: proteolysis. Bases 1 to 2031 code for a protein of 676 amino acids. The record is from RefSeq and is a predicted model, not a curated record. Gene Ontology annotation, molecular function: serine-type peptidase activity. The transcript has 11 exons.
AUGGUUUCGCGUAACUUCCUUCCUCUCCUCACCACCGUCCUCGCGGCGGUACGCUUCUCUCAAGCCGGGGACCCCUGCGCUGCGAUCGGCGGCCAGAAGUGGGUCGCGCCCUCGGACGUGCGUGCGUGCUUUUCCUCAAUCCCCGUGAACGCGACACAGAAGGCGAACAUCAUCGAGGUCGUGAACAAGACCCUCGCGUUCCACACUUCCGUCAACUACCAGAAGCAGGCCCCCGCGCCCUUCGCCUCUGACGUCCACGAGAACCUCCUCCAGGAUCUCGCCCGCAUCAGCAGCCGGAAGUACCCCAACGAUUUCGAGCUGCACAAGGACCUCUCGUACACCCUCAAGCGCCUCAAUGACGGUCACUGUGUAUACAUCAACUAUUGCUACGACUCGCUCUUCGUGUCCUAUCUCCCGACCCCCCUUACCUUCAUUACCGACGCCAAGGGCCGCCAAAGCGUGCAUAUUGCCCCUGAGGCGUUCAGUGUGGCCACUGCGGAGUUUAGCGACGAAAUCUCGGUCUGGCAGAACGCGCUCCCCGGAGCCCUCAAGGGCAAACUUGACUCGCUGUCCGGUGCCAAAGUCAUUGCAAUAGAUGGACAGGACCCCUUGAAGGCCGUCGAUGCUAACGCGGCGAUUGCUGGUAGCUUCCAGGGUCUUGGCACGCGUCAGAAUGCGUUCUUCUCGAGCUACCAGUCGGGUUCUUCGGGAUGGGUUUACAGCCUGGGCCAAUUUGCCCAGAUGUCGCUUCCGCUCAAGGACUCCGUCAAGUUCACAAUCCAGCGUGUGAACAGCACGAAGAUCGAGACGGUGACUCUUCCUUACCGCUCCCGUUUCGGAUCGUCCUCCGUCUCGUUCACGGACAAAGCGUCGUUCCUUUCCGGUAAUUGUCUCGCGGUCGACGGCACGAACGGCGCUUCGUACUAUGACACUUCCGCGGCCACCAAGCGCGACGACGUCGACCCAUCUGCGCUCCCGGCCAACAAAUUCCGCCAGGCGCCGAUGCCAGACCCCGCCGUGGAGCGCACGCACGCGAUGAACGUCGCUCUCGACGUUCAGCCGCAGGUCGACGUCACGCUUCCGCCCAAGCUCCAGCCCACGAACCCCCUCCCAGGCAGCGGGUCCGUCGUGCAGUUCUUCAUGCUCGACGACGGGAAGACCGGCGUGCUCGCGCUCGGCAGCUUCUCGGGUGACACGUUCUCGAACCUGAUGACCAACCUGCUCUCGGGUCUGCAGAACCUGAAGAGCCAGGGCGCGACGCAGCUCGUUGUUGAUGUGUCGAACAACGGUGGUGGGUACAUUUGCAUCGCUCACUGGCUUCACCGUAUCAUUGUUGGUCCCAAGUCAACCUCGGUUCCCCAAGCCGGGCUCGACACCAAGGCCCGUGCCGGCCCUCUCGCGCGCCAGGUUACGAAGGUGCUCAAUUCUGGCGGUGACCCGGACAACCUCGCACUCUACUCCUCCGCGAGCUGGAAGUUCGCGAACAACACUGCGAUGCCCGUGAACUACGACUGGCUUGAGCCCCCCGUCCAGAUCACCGUGAACGGCGUGCCUGACGCGUUCAGCCAGCGUCUCGGGCAGGAGUGCCAGCCGUUCGACCAGGACCCGCCGAGCGAGGCGCUCUUCGACCCCGCCAGCGUCGCGAUCGUCAGCAACGGCCGCUGCGCCAGCUCGUGCUCCCUGUUCAGCAUCACGAUGUCAAAGCUCGAGGGCUCCAAGACCGUCGUCUACGGCGGCCGCAAGGGCCUCACGCAGCAGUACUGCGGCACCGUCGGCGGCCAAUCGACCGACUUCUCGACCAUGGACUCGGAGAUCAAGACUGCGAGCCUGAAGAACAGUUCGCUUGCCCCGCCCGACUUCCUCACGAACAGCGUCCAGGGCAUCACCUGGCGCCUCGGCUUUGGCAUCGACAACACCGAGCAGCCGGAGGAGUGGCAGAACCACGCCGCGGACGUCGUCCUCCCGCUCACGCUGGACAUCGUCAACAACCCCGUCGCGAUCUGGAAGGCGGUCGCGAAGUCUGUCCUUUAG